This is a messenger RNA of Cataglyphis hispanica, 2929 nucleotides long. RefSeq lists its product as uncharacterized. Lineage: Eukaryota; Metazoa; Arthropoda; Insecta; Hymenoptera; Formicidae. The transcript has 6 exons. The coding region runs from base 813 to 2504 and encodes 563 amino acids. The record is from RefSeq and is a predicted model, not a curated record.
GGAGAACGUUCCUUGUCUAGUCAUUCAAUAUACUCGUUACUUCUCGAAAGAUUGACAGAGAGAAACAAAAUAUCCCAAAGUAAAUAAAUAAACUCUUUGAGUAAAAAUAGAAAAUAUUUUUCUACUUGAUAUCUGCAUCUGCACGAAGCUUAGAAAAGCGAACACUUUAGAAACCGCUAUCUUGGUACCGUAUAACGUCCAACAGUACCUCGCGGGCGCGCGCAAAAAUAUAACAGGCAUCAUUCACUUGUCGGAGACCAACGAUGGAUCAUCGAUCGUAGCCGGCGACUGACCUCGCCUUCUAUUGUGUUCAUUGUAUUCCAAGAACGUUCUCCAAGAGGGAAGACCUCUGAGGCAUUAUGGUAAAGCGAGAGAGAGAGAGAGAGAGAGAGAGAGAGAGAGAGUCUGCGCGCGGAUGAGAAGGAGAGACAAUACGGCGCCCGUUCUCCGAGUCGACCACCAAGCCGAGAAGUAAGGAACAGUGCAUAAGAGCAGGCCGCGAAGAUCGGAGGAGGAUGUAAAAUGGACCAAGCAACGACCAAGUGGGGAUCUGGAUUAAAAGCAAACGAGGGCAACGUCUCGGCAACAGAGCCAUCUCGGACCUUGAGGAGUCGAGGCCGCGCUGUAACUCCACACUUCCGCUUUUCCGUCCGCAUUCGUAACGUUCGUCGCUCUGUCGUCGUUGCCUAUUGUUAUUAUUGUUGACGGCGCGGUUGGUUCCUGUAACGGGUCUCCCCCGAAGCGACAAGCGCCGCGGGCCCCGUUGUUCAUGUAAUUAAAGACGACUCGGACACGACUAAUAUCGACACGAGAUGACGCCGAGAGGAGCGCUCUAUCUGCUCCUGACGAUCUUGACGUUAGAUGGAUCACAAUGCAGUACGAGAUACUUCGUGAAAAUGAGGACGAAUGCAUCCGAAAUGUUUAAAACGAAGAAUGACAAUCUGCGUAUUCUUCAGGACCCGAUAGCGAUCACGCCGAAUUCUCUGUACGAUAAUUCGGGUAACGAGCAUCAAAUCGAGGACGAGAGGAUGACCAAAGAAAUAUCGAGCAAUCAGUACAAUCGGAGAAAUUCCUUCGAUGAGACAUCGACUUUCAAUCCAGAUGUACUCAAUAAGUUUCUCGAGGAAUACGCGAAUAAGAUAAAGAGUACCACCGAGAAGAGCUUCAAGUAUCCUUUUAGAAUCAUAAAACCACCCGUGGAGCCUCUCGUCCUCGAAAUCGAUAACGAAACCGCCGAGACCACAACCAUUUCUGAACAGAAUGAAAAAUUUGAUCAAAUUGCAAACGCUACUUCGGCAGAAAAUGAUGCGUUAAGCGAGGCGCUAAACGACACCUUGAAGAGGAACAAAUAUUACGGUACAAAUACUUACGAGGACAGGAACGGCUGGGUGACGUUAGAGGCAAUUCCGUGGUCUAAGAGCAAAAUUUCCAAGUGGCAGGCGAAUCCUAGCACGCAACGACCUUGGCCAGAGAUAAAGCCGUGGGAUAAACCGAGCAUGAAACCAUGGGCCAGCGAACAUACCAUGAGACCCACUUAUGAAAACAACAAACCGUGGUUCGACAAGCCGAAACCGAAUUGGUCCGAUAACAACGAGAGCCCGUAUCAGAAACCGAUUUCCCGUCCUCCUUAUCACUCCGACGACACGGCACAAAAGUGGCCAUUGGAGAAAUACUGGAACAAGUACGAAACCCAUCGUCCAAAUAGCGAUAUCAUCACGGACGAUAGACCGGCCAACUUCCCCAACACUUGGUCCAGACCUCAGACUCCGUAUCAGUUUAUCGACAAGUACCCGGAGAAGGAUCAGUCGACAGAUGGAAGCGAUUGGCACGACUAUCCAUCUAAAUAUGAUCAAGAUCGACCUCGACCCACCUUGAUCACCGAGAGACCAAAUUUCUCGCAUUAUCAGUACGCAAAUAAUCAUCCACCGAAUCAUCCGGCGAGCGGUGACGGCCAGUGGAUCCUCCUGUCAACGAACCGUGGAUAUUCCAAAUCGAGACAGAGAUCAAUCAAGAUUGAUACGGUAAACAUUUCGGAGACCAACGCGACGAAUCGCGGGAACGGGAAUAGAUACAACAGGCCUGCGUUACCCGUGAUGACUUCGAAACGCCAGGUCAGAUUAACGGUGCUGCCGUCGAAUGGCACGAACACGACCACGUCCCACGGAGGCCUUCUGGAAGUCGAGAAGACGUUCAAGAGCGUCGAUCAAAGCCGCAAGGAGUACGAGAUGGGGAAAUUGACGACCGAACCGAAUAUCCCGAACAAAAGACCGAUCAGGCACACUUUGAGCGGACAACCGUCGAGCUCGGCGGUUCUGGCAGCAGUCGGAGCAGGUAUGUUGCCGGCGACAAUGGCAAUGAUGAUACCGAUGAUGUUGGGCCGCCGAAAGAGAGAUUUGAGACUGAUGGAUCACGGCUUGAGCAAGUCCUACGAUCUCCAAAUGGAUCUGCGUAAGCUCGCGAGAGAAUAUAACACCCAACAAAGGAGACCAAUAAGAUUUGUUUAAUAUUCAAAGAAUAACUCAUUAACGACAAUGCAGAAGAUGGAGAGUAGAACGCAUGAUUUGUACAAAUGACGUUGAAGUUUCAAAACAUUAAGGAUAUAAAAACAAAAGCGAUUAAUUUGUCCACGAAUUUAGUGAUUUUUUUGCGCCAAUCACUAGAAUUUCAAUAAUGCAUAUCAGAUUUAAAAUGGAAUUUAUAUGGAUAUAUAUAAUGCUUUUUACACACCAUUUCUGGAAAUAUUAUAUUAAUCAGCUAGGCUAGAUGUCAUAAAAUACUAAAUGAAUAAUUAAUAUAAUUCCGUCCGUAUUUACAGGCGAGCGUAUAAGUACGAUCUAUUAUUUAUCUAUUUAUUAAAAAACGAUUAUUCUAUAUUAUUCUUCCAGUACAGAUAUUAGUAAAUAGAGGAACGCGAAAAUCGUAAAAAAAU